Messenger RNA from Zingiber officinale, 1069 nucleotides. Its product is annotated as protein CWC15 homolog A-like. The record is from RefSeq and is a predicted model, not a curated record. Gene Ontology annotation, cellular component: catalytic step 2 spliceosome. Lineage: Eukaryota; Viridiplantae; Streptophyta; Magnoliopsida; Zingiberales; Zingiberaceae. The coding region runs from base 99 to 794 and encodes 231 amino acids. Gene Ontology annotation, biological process: mRNA cis splicing, via spliceosome. The transcript is spliced from 7 exons. Gene Ontology annotation, molecular function: RNA binding.
AAAGUGAAAAAAAAUCGUAGAUCUUUUCCGGAGAAGGGAUCCUGAAGUAAUUGGUGGUUUCGCCCUGUCUAAGCGGAGGAGGAGAAGAGGGCGACGGUAUGACGACAGCAGCGCGGCCGACGUGGGCGCCGGCGAAGGGUGGGAACGAGCAGGGCGGCACCAGGAUCUUUGGUCCUUCCCAGAAGUAUUCCUCCCGCGAUCUCGCCUCCCAUACCGCCCUAAAGCCAAGGAAAGAAGGGCAGGAUACCCAGGAUGAAUUGCAGAAGAGGAACCUCAGAGAGGAGCUGGAGGAGCGUGAGCGUAGGCACUUUGCUUCCAAGGAUAAAACUUAUGCAGAAGAUAGAGACAGAAGAAAAGGGGGGCACCUACUCUUGGAAGGAACGAGAAGAGAGGUUGAAGAUAGGAUUAUUCCUAGGAGUAUUGAUGCUGAUGACUCUGAUGGGGAUGUCAAAGAUCAUGAUGAUGAAAGUGAUGAUGACGAUGAUGAUGAAGAUGAUACUGAAGCUUUGUUGGCUGAACUUGAAAGGAUAAAGAAAGAACGCGCUGAAGAAAAACUCCGUAAGGAACAACAACAGCAGGAAGAAGAGCUCAAGGCAAAAGAAGCCGAGUUAAUGCGAGGAAAUCCAUUAAUCAAUAUCAACAAUUCAACUUCUUUCAACGUCAAGAGAAGGUGGGACGAUGAUGUUGUUUUCAAAAAUCAGUCUCGUGGUGAAACUAAAGCUCCUAAGCGUUUUAUCAAUGAUACUAUCAGAAAUGACUUCCAUCGCAAGUUUUUGCACAAGUACAUGAAAUGAUUCUGUCAGUGUUCAGUUCAUAUCUGUUUGGAAUUUCUCAUCUCAAGUCGGUAAGCUGUAUCAUACCCGUUGCUAAAAUCCGUGUCUAGUGGGUUCUCAACUUGAUUAUGACAUCCUUUUUAGCUUGGAGAACAAAGUAUUGGUGUGAUUUCCCCUUUGAUUGUGCUUUCGUCUAGACCAUAUUUACUUGAGAAGAAACAUGGUGGUGUAUCAUAUUGUUGUAGUUUGUUUGAUCUCUAUUGAUUAUGAAAUGAAGUGGCAUCUCUUCUACUAAA